Molecule: messenger RNA, 3703 nt
Organism: Armigeres subalbatus
Lineage: Eukaryota; Metazoa; Arthropoda; Insecta; Diptera; Culicidae
Gene: sff
Product: serine/threonine-protein kinase BRSK2
Exons: 14
Coding region: 336-2729 (797 amino acids)
Biological process (GO): protein phosphorylation; microtubule cytoskeleton organization; intracellular signal transduction
Cellular component (GO): cytoplasm
Molecular function (GO): ATP binding; protein serine/threonine kinase activity; tau-protein kinase activity
Source: RefSeq, a predicted model, not a curated record
ACAGUGAAUACGGAUGUUUUGAAGGGUUUUAAAGUACAACACGGCCAGAAACGGAUACAAAUUAAAAGGAAAAAUGUUGGAAAUCCCAUGAUGGAGCAGUGAUUGAUUACGUAGUUGAAGAUUCAUUGGUGCUAUUGUGCGUUGAGUGUGUCACCAAAGAAGUCAAAUGAUCCGUGAUAUUAGUGUUGAAAUCCUCGAAGAAAAGCGGUGAAAUUUGCGACUAAUUUCAUACGGCUAUUUCGUACGGGCUUGAAUAAUAUCAUCGUGGAAGCCUGCUUUCAUGAUUGCAAGAAGAACGGCCAACUAAAAUCCAACUAGCCAUCCGCCGAAGUAAAAUGAGUAGAGAAGUACAAAAAGAAAAUAGUACCCCAUCCAACGAGGCUCACCAAUAUGUGGGGCCAUAUCGUCUGGAACGAACGCUGGGGAAAGGUCAAACUGGCCUUGUUAAAUUGGGAGUGCAUUGUGUCACCGCGAAAAAAGUAGCAAUUAAAAUUAUCAACCGGGAAAAGCUUAGUGAAUCAGUGCUGAUGAAAGUGGAGCGAGAAAUAGCUAUAAUGAAACUAAUUGACCACCCACACGUCCUUGGCCUGACGGAUGUCUAUGAAAAUCGGAAGUAUUUAUACCUGGUGCUGGAGCACGUUUCCGGUGGUGAGCUGUUUGAUUACCUGGUGAAAAAGGGCCGACUCACGCCAAAGGAGGCGAGAAAGUUCUUCCGGCAAAUUAUUUCUGCGUUGGAUUUCUGUCAUUCGCAUUCAAUAUGCCAUCGAGAUCUGAAGCCGGAAAAUCUCCUGCUCGACGACAAGAACAACAUCAAAAUAGCGGACUUUGGAAUGGCCUCACUGCAACCGGCGGGUUCGAUGCUGGAAACGUCGUGUGGCUCACCGCAUUACGCCUGCCCGGAAGUGAUUAGGGGUGAAAAGUACGAUGGCCGACGGGCGGAUGUUUGGUCCUGCGGUGUGAUCCUGUACGCUCUGCUGGUCGGUGCGCUACCCUUCGACGACGACAACCUGCGGCAACUGCUGGAGAAGGUGAAACGAGGGGUGUUUCACAUUCCACACUUUGUGCCACCCGAUUGCCAGAGUUUGCUGAAAGGCAUGAUCGAAGUGAAUCCAGAGAAACGACUAACGUUGUCCGAAAUUAACAAACAUCCCUGGGUAACCGCUGGCGGCAAAGGGGAACUAGAACUGGAGCUGCCCAUGAUGGAUGUCGUCCAAACUCACGUGAUCCCCAACGCAUCCGCCGUGGAUACGGACGUUCUCAACGCAAUAUGCUCGCUUGGUUGUUUCAAGGAGAAAGAUAAGCUCAUACAGGAGCUGCUUAGUCCAAAUCACAAUACGGAAAAGGUGAUCUACUUCCUACUGCUAGAUAGAAAACGACGGCGACCGGCCGUGGAAGACGACGAAGACGUACUUAGACCUCGGAACGAUAUUAUUGAAAUUGCUGAUCCCCCGCGGAAACGGCUCGACACCUGCAGGAUCAACGGUAGCAGUAGUCUCUCCUAUGGUCAGAUUAGCGAAGGUUCCCCACUGACCUCUAGGCGACAAACGUUCAACAAUGGCCGAAGCCACAGCAGCAGUAGGCGGUCUCCGUCGUCAGUUCCUCUGUCCCGCAGCUCAUAUCAAAGCCCAACCCGAGGGGUGGUCGUCAAUUCCAGUCAGCCACUUUCUCAACUGCAUCCUCCAUCCUCUCCUAAUUCGGUAGUGAAUCGACACGCGAAUUACGCUUGUCGGGAUCGAAAAUCACAAAUAAUCGAUCCUUCGUCGCCGGUGCAUCAUCGAGCAAACUCAGGACCGGCGAUAACCGUUGGCCUAUUUUCGGAAACGGAUUCCAACAAUAUGACAUCCUCAAUAAACGCAAUCCCUGGAUCACCGAUCCUGGGUAGCCCGCAGCAGCUUUCUGCCGUGAACACAGGCAGCCAACUAUGGAAGACAAGGCUGACGAACAUCAAGAAUAGUUUCCUCGGUAGUCCCAAGUUUCAUCGGAGGAAACUUCAAAUUUCAACCGAAGAAGUGCAUCUUACACCCGAAUCCUCACCCGAGUUAACGAAAAAGUCAUGGUUCGGUAAUCUGAUGACCACGGAGAAGGACGAAACUUUUACAGUUCUUGUCAAGGGAAAGCCCCUUGCAACGGUCAAAGCUCACCUAAUCCAUGCCUUUUUAUCGAUGACCGAGCUGUCCCACAGCGUGCUUUCGCCGAUGUCCUUUCGGGUGGAAUACAAGCGGGGUGGCACUGGACCAACCAUGUUCCAGCGGCACGUACGGAUACAGGUCGACAUCAAUACGAUCUGCAAGCAGGGGGACGUGAACGAUAUGCUGUUCGCCAUAACGUUUACGCUGAUUUCCGGCAACAUUCGUCGCUUCCGACGUAUCUGCGAGCACAUCCAGGCCCAGGUCUGCUCCAAGCGCUAUCCGGCGCUGUCCAGUCCAACGAAUCAACUUAACAACAAGGUUUCCUCGACAACGGUCGCCGAGAGCAUAUCGUGCGGUUCGGAUUCGAGCGAUCGAGUCAACUACAACAAACACGAAUCGGACAUAGAACCGGAGACGUUCUAUGACAACACCAGUAUUGGUAAGGCGCGAAGAUCCUCUGCUACAUCGUCCAACAAGAAUUCGGUGUCGUCUGACGAGAUUGAAAUUAAAACUGUACGAUCAAGCUCGGAAUCAACCGAACGCGACCGUGAGCGCACCUCCGAACGGACGGCGGCAAUGUCCGGUAGCGCGCUAGUAUGAGAGUUAUUUCUCUGAUAGGAUUUACCGAACACCAUUCCCCUCGACGGUGACGAUUCGGUCGAGUCCCAGUCCAGAAAAGAGCCGCUACAGCAGCAGCCCGUACCCUCGUCACCGUCGGUGGUGGCGGCAGAUGCAGAACCUACUAGCGGCCCUCCUACGCUAUCCGUAUCUACUGCUAGUACUGAUCCUAUUGCUCCUACCAGCGAUUCCACGCGCUCUGUCCAAACUAACAUUUCGAGUGAUGAAACCGCAGAUCCGAACGCAAAUUGAACACAGCAGGCGAGCGAGCGAGCGCAGUUAUCGGGCAAAAACGAAACACCCAUCAAAGUUAGCUUAAAUGUUUUGCAGAGAAAAAAAAUGUGCUACAAUCAGUGUUGUGAAGUGUCAUUUGCAAUCACUUGUCUGACUUGACUCCGGUAACUGUUCAAUUUUUCAACUACAUAAUUCUCCCCAAAUUGUUUUAUUAGUAUCUUUUUGAACAAAAGUUGAAUUCUGAAUCAAUGAUCAGAAAACUCAUGCAAGAUUAAAAUUAAGAGCGAGUCAAAUUUCAACGGAAUCAUAGACCAACAUGUUUUGAAUAACCUAAACAUGAAAGUUACCGAAACAUGAAUGAAUUGGAUUAUCCCCCUGAAUCAGUAGUUUCAAGACCAACGUUUGAAAAGAGCAUAACACUUUUUUAUUCUAUUCAGUUCCUCCCCUAGCAACACUAUUCCGAAAGAUUAGGUUGCAGCAACUCAUAUAUGACUCGAUUCAGUUGUAUAUUAGUUACAAAACCUUAUCUAUGGCAAGUGUACUGCUCGGGUCGUCUACUUCCACGUAAAAAAAAAGUAAUGUAGUUUAUUAUUAUUAGAUUUCCAAUAAUACUUUUUUUGCUAAACAAGAGACUUAUACAUUGCAUUAUAUACAUAGCUAUAUACGUGGGUAAAGAAAUGGGAAAAAUAAAUUUGGGCUGUUACGCCCUUUUCAAAUGCAGG